AUGAGCAGAAGAGAUGCACCCACCUCUCCCUCCAAUGACAAGGAUCAAUCAUCCACCAUCCCCCAAGAUUUCAAUCAACCCAUCCGGAACAACACUGAAGCUUUGUAUCUCAUCGAGUCCAACCUUUCCCGGCCCCCGAACUCCGAGGCUGCCCGCGCCUCUGUACUCUCUAAAUUAGCCGAAUACGACCUUGAUUCAGUCCGUGAAGCCAUUAGCUAUGCACGCCAGAAAGUCUUCGUGGACGAAGAAAACACCACCGACCCUGUCGAAGGAGAUGACUCGGACUUUCCCAAAGAGUAUCAAAUUGAAAUCCUCAGAAAGCGACACAGAACCCUCAAAGCGCAAAGGGAGAAUCUCAUCUUUGAUAAAUAUUUGGCAUACAUAAAGAAUAAGAUUCAAGAACUACAAGGCAGAAAGAAAGAGAUUGAAAAGAGAGCUAUUACAGCGAGGAAGAACUUCGAAACACCAGACUAUGAUAAAAGAAAGCUCAAGAAACACGAGUUGAACGUUGUCGGCACGGUAACUACACGAGUCAAGGCUUAUUGGAAAGACUCCAUGAGUAUGGAGCUAAAGAAAGAGUUGUUGAGGAUACGAAUAGAAGACCUUAUACUGCAUUUAGAUAAGAAUAUUAAAUCAUCGAACCUCGUAGAAACGGUGAUGGACACGGUGGAGUAUGUGAAGGUUGCAAAGAAGUGGAAGUUUUCAAUGUGUUGCUGUUGUGGCCUGAGGUUUUUCGAUGCCAAAUUGAAUGUGGAGCAUAUAAAGCGUGCCCAUUUAGGGUCUUUAUCUAAGAAGUUACUAUCCAUCACGCAAGAAGUAUUUGAUUUGGACCACAACGCCAUUGAAUUCGGCGAAAGGAGACCCACCAAGAAAAUAACGGAAGAAGAUAUGUCAAGAAGAGUGUUUGAGUUCUUGGAUUAUCUCAACAAUUUGUACGGGCUACAGAGUGUUUCAAACGAUGAGGCUGUAGGCGAGCCUUGUGUUGCAAAUUAUGAAAAGAUUGUUUUCAAUGAGGACUUCUCUUGUGUAGUCUUUGACAAGAGAAUGUUAAGGGGAGAGCUUGCAGUGCCGAAUGAUGGAGCUGCUGUUACUUCUAGUUUUGUUGAAGAAAUCAAAUUAAAUGAUGAAGAAAUCGUAUCAAAAGAUGCUAUUGUGGAUUGGUUAUUGAAGGGUGGUACUAAUAUUGGGGAGCAAUUAAAGCAAUGGGAAAGUUUUAGAGAAAUUAGUAAAAGUCAAGCGAUGAAGUUUUUCAAGAUCUAUCGGGCUGAAUUUCACCUGAUACAGAGCAUUUGUAAGAAAAAAUUUGAGUGUUUGAGAGACAUUUUGCUGUGGCAGAAUUUAGAGAGUAUAUGUGUUAAAGAAGAUAAGAGAAGAGAAGAGUUUGCAGGGGACAAACCAUUGAGUUACAUGUCUCUCUUGUUAAAGAGACAGAGGGAGAUUAAGAGCACAAAUGGUUAUAAUUUUGAGUCAGAUAUGAUAUUCGAUAUUUUGGGAGAAGAACAAGUUGAGGACAAUGAAAUAAGAUUCGUGAUCAUGAAUCAGAUUAAUAAGAUGGCUGAAAAGCUUUACAAAUUUGAUGCUAUUGUCAGGACGGCUACCAUUGCAAUGCAGCAGACUGGGAAGAAAAUUGAGUCAGUAACUGCUUAUGACUACCGAUCAUAUAUGGUGCCCCUGCUGAAGUCAUUCAUGCGGGCACGCCUGGAGGAUCUGGCUUACAAAGAUGCUGAAGAGAAGUCUAAGGCUGCAACAGAAGCAUUGUUGUCAGAACCUGAUCUUAGUGACAAGAAGGGCCCGGACAAAGGAGGUGGUAGGGCAAGACAAAGACACGUAAAAUCCAAGGAUAAAAAGAAGAAAAAGGAUCACAGAAAGGCAAAGGAACAAAAGGCAAUUGGAUGUGGCAAGGAGCAGCAGGAAAAUGUGGUGCAAAUUUUCUUUACGGCUGCACAAGGCAGAGAUGAUCCUCCUAAUCCUGAGAUUGUUGGUCCGGUACCCAUUGUUCAGUUGGAGCAAGAGGGAUGGAAACUUACGCUUGAACAGGAGAGGGAGCAAAGAAUGCUUGAAGAGCAUUUGCAGUACCAGAGGCAGAUUGAGAAUGAUGCCAAACAAAAGCACCUUGCUGAGCUAAAUAAAGCUGGAAGCAGUGCAGGAAAUAUGGAAAAAAUGUGCCUUAGGCGCAUCAACUUUGAUGACUUUAACUGGAAAUAUUUUUAUCAAGCUCAGGGUGUCAAAUCGGAUGAGAAAUGAAGCAAAUUUGAAGAGUAGCACCCCAGAGAACUUAUCUGACUAGACCCAAUUAGAAGUAAUAAAUUGUCUUUAAUGAAACACCAUCAAUAUUUGAAGAAAGGAUCUUGAUGCAUGUGAUUAAUCUUAGUUGGAAUUGUCCCCUUUCAAUCUUAGUUUGCAUCCUGUUCAGUGCUCUAACACCCUUGCAACUGGCAGCA
This is a messenger RNA of Quercus lobata, 2441 nucleotides long. RefSeq lists its product as uncharacterized. NCBI's taxonomy places the organism in Eukaryota, Viridiplantae, Streptophyta, Magnoliopsida, Fagales, Fagaceae. The record is from RefSeq and is a predicted model, not a curated record. The transcript has 5 exons. Bases 1 to 2244 code for a protein of 747 amino acids.